AUGGAAAGCACGCCACAGUUGGAUCCGAGAAGACUCCCAAUCAACGGCAAAAGCCAAAAUCAGCAGCGGGCCAGCGAGGAAACGCGCUCCAGACAGAAACAAGAGAUAAAGAUGCAAAGGACUGGAAAGACUCCUCAAGAAAAUACUGUGACUAAGUUGGAAAUUUCAACUCCUAGAAACGACUUCCGGCAUCUCGCUCAUGUUGGCUUGAAUGGCGAGUCAUUUGGCGAGACCGGCUUUCUUAACUCCGACAAAUCCUGGAAGGAUAAUGCCAAGCCGGAAAUAUUGAAAGCGAUCGAAGAUACUUCACCAAAGAAGAAAUUCAAAAUUAAAACCCUGAAAAACUCGGAAACAAUCAUAAGUCCAAACCGACCUCAGAUCUUCCGCAGAAGGCGUUCGGAGACAGACUCGGAGGAUGAAAUCGAGCCACCGACGAUUGAUACCGAUGAUCUUCUAGCUGAUGUUCUGGCUGUUAUGAACACAAGCGAUGCCGACUCAGAAGAAGAAGUCCAAGAUCGAACAUCGAAUGAUCGGGUGAAGCCAUUUCAAAGACUGAAAUCCGAAACUGAAACUGAGUCAGAAGGAGAAUCAGCUGAAGAGUAUUGCAGUGAAGAUCAAUCGGUUAAUAGUGAUGUCAACGUUCCCUCUAGUCACACGCCGCCACCAUCUGAAAUUGCUCCGAUUCCCCCUGCCCGCUUGUCAAACAAGAACUGCAUCAGACAAAGCGAAUCUGACGAUCAUGAAACUCGACAAAAGAAGUUAGAUGAAAUCGUAAAUCGAUUCAAUACAACGGAAAGGAAGGGCAACUCUCUCCAGAGAUACGAAGAAGUAGAGCGUCCUAGACACACCAACUCGGGAUCUGAUAACGGGGAGAACUUUGAGUUAGACGAGUCGAGCGAGGAUGAAGAUAGUGACACUGCCGGCAACAUCACUGUCGUUAGUCGUCGCUCUCGAAGCUCGAGAAAAUCCCGAAACACUUCAGAGUUCAAAUCUUUCUGGGACUGCAUCUCCGAGGAGGACGCAUUUUCUUCGCCCUGGCCAAUUUUGAAAGCUUUUGAGCUGCCGACCACGCAAAUGGAAGAGAAGCUGGACAUCAUGCUCGACAUGUAUUCUGACAAGAGCUUAGAAGAAUGGAUGGCCUCCCUCUCUACCGCGGCAUUGAGCAAAGAAGCAACGAAGAAAGCUGGAAGUUGGAUAAAAGUAAACAUCAGCUGCUCAACGCAGUCGACUUUUCUUGAAUCCAUCUCCCAAGAUGAAGAUAAGGAGUACGUAAAUGCGCCCAAGGAAAAUAAGAAUUUCGAAACAAAAGGUGGUCGCAGCAAGGAAUUUAUUUCGAACAAGGUUAUCGAAAGGGUCCCAACGCCGAGCACAAUUUCCUCCUUCUCGACUCAGUUGGAUGAGGCAUAUGAUGGCCCACUUCAACUUAUCAAAUCAGACAAAGAUACUGCGCAUGACGAUGACGAGCGAUUUUCGUUUCUGUCUGACACAGUAGUCGAGACUGUUGAGAAUCCUUCGAUCGUAAGCGUUAUAGACAUGCUUACCCAGGAUUUAAUGGAAUUCGCGGACAUCGGUGAUGCGAGUGAAAUGUCGGAGAUUGAAAAUAAAUCUCUUGACAUGGAAGAUCGACCAGCGAAAAGGGAUGAGAACAACAAUGAAUGCACUCUCGUCCAAGAAAAAGAUGUGUUUACUUCCGAGAAGGCCGCACAAAAGCUGUGGGAUUUGUUGAAGAUUCUUCACGACAAAGGGAAAGUUUUUAUAGCGAUAAAAACUGCUCAUGGGCAGAACGAUGGUAUCUAUAAUCCCGCAGAAGAUACAGAGCCCGAAAUUACAGUUACGCCUAUUUUGGAACAAGUUGCACAAAUGGCACAGCCGUAUAUCAAGCAUAUACCAUGUCCAUGGAAUUCACUGAUGGGGGAGCUGAAUUUUAGCGAGCAGCCAAGUACAGUUGAGUCAAAACGGUCUAUUCCUGUCCUUGUACUAGAACCCGAAAAUGGACGAGAUGCGACUGUUGCGAGCUUUAUCACUUGGGAGUAUGCUAUCACUCUGAGCAAAGGCUGCAACUUUAAAUCUGGAAGUGUCUAUAAUGAUCGUAUUCUGCUGCAAAACGUGACUAUACUUGAGACGGAAACAUUUCCCCUUCUGGGUGAUUUCUGUCUCCUAAAGAUCGAUGACCUUAUUAGCCUUGAAGACGCUUUACCAAAGUCGUUCUUUCCAUGCUUUCAAGAUUCAUUGACACAAACUGUGAAGAAUUCACUUGACCAAAUGAGACCAUCAUCAACGCAAGCUCCGACAACGUCUCCAGAUGACUCUAUCGAUGGUUCCGCAGAUUAUUAUGACUAUGGACUCGAUGGUUAUGGAUUGCCUGGUGGUGACAUCGGCACCUUUCAAAUUGGAACUUUUGGGGUCGGGGAUGAUUUUACAAGUCCACCACCAACCACUACAACGACCACAACAACCACAUCAUUUCCUGAUUAUGGCAGCAUAGAUAUAGGCUUCUUCGGGCUUAGUAAUUUCAUGGUUCGAAAACGAAGAUCAACCUCUGGAGAACCCUUAGUCAGUACAGUACUUAAAGACUGCUACGUAACAACCUUUUCUCCGUUUCCCAUCGAUAAUCCACCUCAGACGAAUCCUCAGCAGAGCAGCAUUUUAGACAUCUACAUCGGAAAAAACACACAAUCAAGUUUCAGAAAACAUGUUGGCCAAUUUUUACCCACGACUGCAGAUCAUAAAAGAUUCGGACACAUAUUGAAAGGAGCCCCAGUUUAUUGUCUUUAUGGCGGACUUCCCGUACUGUAUGGACUUCAUCAAGGGUACCUUGAAACCAACACCCGCAAAGUCAUCCAUAAUUUGGAUAACCAGCUGUCUUGGCUACGUCGUGCGAUACUCCACAUUGAUGAGCCAGAAUUUUCCACCUAUUCUACGAGCUCUAACUACACUUCACAUCUAUCUGCCGGUGCCUUCAAAAUGGAUUUUCGCCAGUUUGAAAACGCUGACUGUGACGAAGUAAAAAUUCGAAUCUCUGGAGCAGACGGCGUAACAGUCCACUCCAAUUAUGGUUCCGAGUCCGUCAAUGCUUUAUCGAUGGGAAAUGAGGAGUUGAUCGCCACGGGAAAUUUCACAGUUAUAAUGAUUACGAAAGAAGAACCAGCUGACGCUCAACUAUCAUUUCAAUGCCUUGAUGAAAUGUUGCCAUCAAGACACCGCCUUCCGAAACUUUCAUGCAGUGACGAUUUUCUCGUGACGAGUUCUCGUAGUCGCCGUGCACUCAACUCUUUUCCUGUUAUGGCAUCUACCUGGCCAUGGGUUGUUUCGGUUCGCUCGCAAGGAAGUCACAAGUGUGGGGGAAUUCUGCUGACGCCAACAAGAGUAUUAACGGCUGCAUCCUGCGUGGCGGAAACUGAAGUUGCUCUCUGGACAGCCGCCUUCGGAGCUCCGGAUAGAAGUCAACUUUCCCCCAUAAAGGUCAAAAAUAUACGAAUUCACCCGAAUUUCCGAACAAUUGGGCAUCUUGGUAACAACAAUCUCGCCAUUUUGGACAUUGAUCAGCCAGAAAAUGAUCCAAAUACUAGGACUCCUUGUCUUUUACCAGAAAAUCAGAGUAUAGAAAAUAUCUUGGACAAGAAGAAACCUGAAUGCUAUAUUGCUGGUUGGGGAGCUUCAAAUACAGCGGACUCUGUUUUCUAUUUACGUGCUGGCGUCUUCAGGAUGAAAGAAAACUCUUGUCCCACAGCUGAUUUCCCGACUGCUGAAGAUGUCCUCGAAAAUCAAGUGAAUAACAAUGCAUAUUUUGUUGAUCCUGCCAUAGAUAACGAAGCUAGUCCAUCAGAAGGUGAUGUGGGUGGACCUGUUUACUGUGUAUUAGAUGACGACGAACAGAAAGUGCCGUUUCUAGCCGGAGUGAUUGGAAAAGUCGGCGUCGAUGGCGAUCCAACAAAAUUCACAAUUCAGUACCUCCAAGAUGACUUCGCGCGAAGCUCAACACAGUGGGACUAUCUGUCGGUGGAGGAGCAAGAGUUAACGUCAUUUGGUGGUGAUUACAAAAAGGAAUUUACACUUAAACCCGGAGAGAUGAAAGUCUUGAAAGAAAGCUUCGGUAUUGAAUCGAAGACUCAUCAGACAUGGUCUACAUGCAAAGACAAACGCAUGUCAUUGCAUGGCUGGAUUCGAGAAGGAGAAAUUUCAUUAACGCGCUAUUAUCAAAGCGGAGCAGAAAAUGUGACGACUAUUUUCCAGUCAUCGUCAGAAAAUAUUGUGCGAAUAAAUAUUGAUGAUCAUCAAAUAGCAUCAUCUCAGAUUGAUGCUCACAGCAUCGAGUUAAAAUUUGCAAACGGAAAUCAAGGCCAAGCCGUACUCGCUGUAUAUUUCUUCUGCGCUCAUGUGAUGGUUACAGAAUCGAUGACGGCACAGACGCAAUCCGAAAAUGUUUCCGGCUUCUACAAAAUGUCUAACCCGCGGUCUAAUGUCACCAGACGCUGGGACUUCACCUCCACUUGCCCAGACAGCUAUGAUGUGUUCAUUGAUCACUUUCCAGAGGGACCUGGUGGAACAUUAAAUGUCGAAAAGCAGCGUUUCCGUGCUGACGGGGGAUUCUCGUUGUUGUUUCAGCCAUCUCAGUGGUACCAAGAUUCAGGGGAGUGUUAUCACUUUCUACAAUAA
Molecule: messenger RNA, 4656 nt
Organism: Oikopleura dioica
Lineage: Eukaryota; Metazoa; Chordata; Appendicularia; Copelata; Oikopleuridae
Source: the annotation of a GenBank genome assembly